This is a messenger RNA of Trichophyton rubrum CBS 118892, 2593 nucleotides long. RefSeq lists its product as uncharacterized. The record is from RefSeq and is a predicted model, not a curated record. The transcript is spliced from 7 exons. Gene Ontology annotation, molecular function: pseudouridylate synthase activity. Bases 134 to 2593 code for a protein of 819 amino acids. NCBI's taxonomy places the organism in Eukaryota, Fungi, Ascomycota, Eurotiomycetes, Onygenales, Arthrodermataceae.
GGCCAGGGACGAAAGCAGGGCGAAGAUCAGUAUAAAAGGCACGGCAAUGCUGCAGGAACCAUCAGGACGAGAAGAAAAAGGUCUCUGAUAUGGUCACUGGCUGGCUGUCUCGUUGCUCUACUCUGCCUCUGCCAUGUCUACUACGCCCGUCUUGCGCGCCAGCAGUGCGCUCGCUCGCAGCUUUCUUAGAGCGCCGGCAUGGCGCGCUGCUCGUCAGUAUAGCCGGCCGGCGCUGGCGGGGUUAAACAAGUUUCUGAAGGUGUCCGAGGAGGUCGAGGAUGCAAUUGCUACGGGGAAGCCUGUCGUUGCGCUGGAGACAACCAUCUACACCCAUGGAUUCCCGUACCCUGAUAACGUGGAUCUUGCCAUGCGUCUUGAGUCCAUAGUGAGAUCGAAAGGCGGCGUGCCAGCUACUAUUGGGGUUAUUGACGGCGUUGCUCGCGUUGGGAUGAAUCAGACGGAGUUGACAGAGCUCGCGUCGACCUCACAAAGGACAAAAGUGCACAAGGUAUCCCGCCGGGACCUUGGAUACAUCUGUGGAGCUGGCAUUCGGGGAAGCCUGAUGAACGGCGGAACCACGAUUGCUGGGACUAUGAUUCUGGCUCAUUUGGCAGGAAUCAAGGUCUUUGCUACUGGAGGACUAGGCGGUGUACACCGUGGAGGAGAGACUACCAUGGAUAUCUCAGCCGAUCUCACUGAACUGGGCCGUACACCAGUUGCUGUGGUCAGCUCUGGCUGUAAGAGCUUCCUAGAUAUCCAGCGGACUCUUGAGUAUCUAGAGACCGAAGGUGUUGUUGUUGCUGCCUUUGCAGACGGACGCAAGGGAGAUAUUGAUUUCCCAGCAUUUUUCACUCGUGACAGUGGUAUUAAAGCACCCAGGGUCAUCCAGAAUGCUCAGGACGCUGCUGCUAUCAUCUAUGCUCAGUCACAGCUGCAGCUCAAGUCUGGUAUGCUCUUCACCAACCCGGUGCCAGAAGAGCACUCGUUCCCCAAGCCAGAAAUGGAUGCUAUCAUCUCUCGAGCUAUUGAACUUGCCCAUAUUGAAGGCAUCCAGGGGAGUGACAACACUCCCUACGUCUUGGCAAAGAUUGAAGAGCUCAGUGGUGGACGUAGCGUGGCUACAAACAGAGCCCUCGUCGAAUACAACGUAGAGGUUGGCACCAAAGUAGCUAUCGAGCUUGCAAAGCUGGAAUCGGAAAAUGGCAAAGAUGUGGAUGGAUAUAGCAGUGUAGCUGGCAACAUUUCAAUAAAUCAAGCUCAUGUCGAAGAGAGUCAAGAUAGUGUCCAAUCCUCUGUUGAAUUUACAAAUACUCCUUCAACACAGGAAGUUGAACAAGAAGAGCCAGAGCUGCUGGUAGCAGGCUCUCUUGCAGUUGACCUAGCCUGUGACUAUACACCGCUAUCAAAUGGGCCUUCAGAUGGUUCACCGAAGCUACAAACCUCAAACCCUUCAAUCAUAACCCAGACUCUAGGAGGUGUUGGACACAACGUAGCCCUUGCAGCAAGUUAUAUGGGGAGCUCCGUGAUGUUCUGCAGCGUGGUUGCAGACGAUAUCAGCGGCCGAAGUGCCUUGGACACAAUACAAGACGCAUACAACCCUUUCUUCCAAUCCGAAGGCAUCCAGCUACUCCCGUCGGCUCCCGACGCCAGAACAGCACAAUACAUAGCCGUCAACGACGCCAAAAAGGAUUUAAUGAUCGCCAUGGCAGAUAUGAGUAUCCUCGAACUGCCCGAGAGCAAGCUGAACUUCCGGGCCUACUGGGAACCGUUGAUCAAGAAUCAAGUGGUGCCGCCUUCAUGGGCUGUUGUGGACGCAAAUUGGGGAUCAGAAGCCGCCAGCGAAUGGAUACAGCUUUGCAGGCGCCAGGGUAUCAAAAUUGCGCUGGAGCCUGUGUCCGCACCAAAGGCCGCGAGGCUAUUUUACCGACAGAACGAUACACCUAGUCACGUCCCGGUUAUAAGAGCGACUGAUAUGGCUCCAGAUAGCCAUGUUAUUGACCUCGCUGCUCCGAACCGAUAUGAAUUAGCAGCUAUGCAUGCGGCAGCGCGAGAUACAGGCCACUUUGAUAGCCCCGAGUGGUGGCGGAUAAUUGAUGCCCUCCAGCUGCCCAGUAACGGAUCAAGGGUCCGUCUAAUCUCACUUACAAACGCGGAGAUUGUCAAUGAGGGAAUACCUCAGCAAACCAUACAGCUUCUCCCAUUAAUACCAUGCAUACUGACCAAGCUGGGUCCUCAGGGAGUGCUGUUGACUCAGAUAUUGUGGCCUGGGGAUGAGCGACUGACCAUGAAAGAGUAUGCUCCGUACAUACUUGGUCGAGGACAGAUAGACGAGAGCCCUGUUGGAGGAGUUUAUAUGCGUUUGUUCCCGCCAGAGGAAACACUCUCGGAGAGUAAUAUUGUCAGUGUCAACGGUGCAGGUGAUACCCUACUGGGUGUAGUUAUGGCUGCUCUUGGAAGAGGCGGACGAGAUCAAGAAAUACGGUUAGAGGAUGUGAUUCCAAUAGCGCAGAAAGCCAGUGUUAUGACGAUGAAAAGCAAGCAUUCUGUGAGCCCUGAGAUAUCUCAACUCGCUCCGUUACUUGAGUCGUUGUAA